This is a messenger RNA of Talaromyces proteolyticus, 1518 nucleotides long. Its product is annotated as putative allantoate permease. Gene Ontology annotation, cellular component: membrane. The transcript has 2 exons. Gene Ontology annotation, biological process: transmembrane transport. Lineage: Eukaryota; Fungi; Ascomycota; Eurotiomycetes; Eurotiales; Trichocomaceae. Bases 1 to 1518 code for a protein of 505 amino acids. The record is from RefSeq and is a predicted model, not a curated record. Gene Ontology annotation, molecular function: transmembrane transporter activity.
AUGUCAGAGAUUACAAAAGAGGGGCCUAAAGACCUGGAAAUUGCAAAGGUCGGGGAGGUGGUUGACAAUAACCACAGAGAAGACGCAGAUGUUGCUGCCAAGUUCUUGCGCGAGCUGGACCCGGCCGUGCUGGCUGAGCCCAUCACACCGACUGAGGCUCGCAAGGUGUUGUGGAAAAUCGACUUGAUCAUGAUUCCCAUGAUUAUGGUCACUGUGGUCUUGGCCGCUGUCGACAAAGUCAUCAUCUCCAAUGCGGCCAUCUACGGGAUGAAAACAGAUACCCAUUUGGUGGGCAAUCAGUAUUCCUGGGUCGGUUCGAUCUUUUAUUUUGGAUACUUGAUAGCUGAAUAUCCUGCCGCAUUUGUCAUUCAGCGGUUACCCAUCGCCAAAUUCUAUGCGGCUUGCAUCAUGGGAUGGGCAAUCCUCUUGAUGUGCACGGCGGCGACUCACAAUUUCGCUGGUCUGGCUACAACUCGGUUUAUCAUGGGCAUGCUUGAAUCCGUCACUUUUCCGAUAUCCAGCAUCUUAACAGUCAUGUGGUGGACUACUAAUGAACAGCCUAUUAGGGUUGCAUUUUGGUUCAACCAGCUGUCUUCCGUCUUUGCCGGUCUUGUGAGCUAUGGCAUUGGCCAUACGACAACUGGUCUCCAUCCCUGGCGCCUGUUGUUCCUUGUUUUAGGAGCUUUCACGGUUGUUUGGUCUGUGAUGGUCUAUAUUUUCCUUCCAGAUUCACCUGUGAAAUGCUGGUAUAUGUCUGAUCGAGAAAAAUACGUCUGCCUUGAGCGUGUCAAGGAUAACAACACAGGAGUUGAAGAUAAAACGAUUAAGCUAUAUCAAGUGCGAGAGUGCCUCGCAGACCCCAAAACCUGGCUCCUCGCGUUAUUCUCGCUGGCACAAAACAUCCCUAACGGAGGACUAGUAACUUUUGCUGCUAUCAUUGUCUCCGGACUAGGCUACUCCUCUCUAGUUACAACAGUGCUAGGAAUUCCAACAGGAGUGUUAGCCACCGUCUGGCAACUUCUGCUUUCUUUCAUUGCUUCACGUUUCCGAAACACGCGCUGCCUAGUCAUUGCUCUGUCCAAUCUCGUGCCUAUGGUCUGUGCCAUUCUGAUGUGGAAAUUACCUCGAGAUAACAAGCACGGCCUUUUAGCGGCCUACUAUGUCUUCUACACCUACUGGGGCCCGUAUGUGCUGUCCACGUCGCUGCCAAUGGCUAAUACUAGUGGCCACUCCAAAAAGCUGACUAUGAAUGCUAUCUACUUCCUGGCCUACUGUGUCGGGAAUAUCGUCGGCCCCCAGCUCUUCCGCUCAUCUGAUGCGCCGGCUUAUUCCCAUGGAUACGAAGGCCUUCUGGCGUGCUUGGUUGUCGCAAUUGUCUCUAUUUCUGCUUAUGGGUUUUUGUGCCAUAUGGAGAAUAGGAGACGUGACCGAGAACACCGUCAACCUACGGAAGUCGCGUUGAAUGCGUUCUCCGACCAGACUGAUAAGGAGAAGAAGGAUUUCAGGUAUACUUAUUGA